Messenger RNA from Toxotes jaculatrix (banded archerfish), 1784 nucleotides. RefSeq names its product chromosome 8 C1orf43 homolog (gene ltap1). The record is from RefSeq and is a predicted model, not a curated record. NCBI's taxonomy places the organism in Eukaryota, Metazoa, Chordata, Actinopteri, Toxotidae. Bases 198 to 971 code for a protein of 257 amino acids. The transcript is spliced from 7 exons. Gene Ontology annotation, biological process: phagocytosis.
UCAACAAACCAGGCAGCAGCGACAUGUAACAACAGAGAACACUUUACUUAACUUCCCUCUGUUGUGUCUUUCGUUUAACGUUGGCUUCAUGUGUUUACCUAAAUGUAAUCGUGUGGUUUACAAAGGUCAACUGUUGGACGCACUUUUAUCUGUCAUUUAGCGUCAACGAUAGUUUAGUGAAAAGGCACAGUUUCAUAAUGCGGAACGAUUCUCUGCUCUCAAGCAUCAAUGUGGUGCUUGUGAUGGCCUACGGAAGUCUGGUGUUUGUUUUGCUGUUUAUCUUUGUCAAAAGACAAAUUAUGAGGUUUGCCAUGAAGUCUCGAAGAGGACCACACGUUCCCCUUGGCCACAAUGCACCUAAAGAGCUGAGACAAGAAAUUGAAGCCAAACUGUGCCAGGUCCAGAAAAUCCACUUUGAGCCUCGUCUGCUAUCCCCAGAUGAUGACCGGCUAAAGCAGGGAGAACACACUGAUUCCUAUGACUACCUGUACAGGAUGAGAGCACUGGAUGCCAUCAGAGACACUGAUCUCCCUUUCUGUGAACUGGGUGGGACAUCCACCGCUGUGACGGGGAAGAGAUUUCGGACCUGGCUUCUGCAGCUACGAAAUUCCCACUGCAUGUUCCGAGACAGCCAAAGCUCCCUCAUUGACAUAGUGCUGGAUGGGUACAAUAAAGCCCGCCACGGGGCAGAGACUUUUGGUGAAGCAGAGUUUAUAAAAUACCAGGAAGCUCUAACUGAACUGGCCUCUGUCGUGAAGUCUCACAACAGCAGCAGCAGCACUCCAAGCCAGCACCACCAGUCUGCAGCCAAAGACCUGACCAGUACCACAGAUCCUGCGAGCUCCUCCUCCUCCCCCACCCAAACCACCUACCUCAUAUCUACAGUGCAGCAGCGUAGCAAGAGGCCCAGACACUUCCUGGAGCUGAAGAACUUUAAAGACAACUACAACACUCUGGACAGUACGCUCUGAAAAUCUAUGACGCCCAUCCAAAGAAAGGUCAAGAACAAGGUUGUGCUGCCAGUGAUUAAAGUGCCUGUGGGCGGCGACGGGGUUACUGUCAAGUGACAAAAACACUGCCUUCAUACACUAACACACAUUGCCUGGUUUACAGUAUAGUGCAUAUCAGACUACAGUGCUCUUUACUUAAGUGUAGCUUAAGCAUAUAUCUUGUAUUACUGCAUGUAUCAGUGCUAUAUUUGGGUUGAAAUAUUCACAAAAGUGACUAUAGUAAAUACGGUUGAUUUGACCAAAACAAAACCAGUGCUAUGUGGCUAUGCAAUGGCAUAAGACAAUCAGAAUUUAUUGCACAAUGUAAAGGCCUAUGCAGACUUGUUGAACAUGCUGAUAGUUACUAUUGUUACUACUAGUGUUAAUGGUUGCCUCACACUGAGAAUAACACACUGUUUAUGUCACUCCUGUUUACAUUUAUGUAUGUCUCUACUGUUCAAAUGCUACUGUGAAUUUGACUGCCUUUUUUUUAAGCCUUAAAUGUUUUACAGAAGCCAUACAUUUGAUUGAUUUUGCUCUUUAAGUUCUCUUUUAACUUAAUUAUUUCUCUCAGUGCAAUGUAAUUUAACAGUGUUCCAGUGCAUUAAUGUAUUCUGAAUGAAAAGUACUGCAUCUGGCGUAGGCUGUUAAUUGUUUCCUGCUUGUUGCUGCCAGCAAGCUAUGUUUGUUUCAUUUGGUAAUCAGGGUUCCCAGUGAGGCAUUCUAAUGCCAGAAUAUUUUUUUUCUGUGGUGCUUACUAUACAAUUUGCCAUCCAAAUAAAACAGUGACAUACA